UCCGAACCUUAAAUCUUGCCAAAACCCUCCCCGCCGCCGUCAUCAUCACCGGUUCUUCCUUAAAUUCUCGCCGCCGUUCACAUUUUGCUCACCGGCGAAACACUUCCAUCAAUAAGCAAUUGCAAAAGGUAUGGGAAAGCAUGCACCUAAGUCACGGAAAGUUAAAAUACAAAACCGGUUAUCAGAGGUUCAUGAAAUUGAGCUUCUGGAGGAAUGGAUAGAAUCAGGUAAACCGGAAUCCGGUUCAAAUCCGUUGUCGCUUGAGCCAUUACCACAUAAAGCUCCAGUUGGACGUCUUCCUGAUGGUUCAUUCUCUAGGUAUGCUGGUUGUGAUAGGUUCAGUCAAUUGCCGGUUUCUAAGAAAACUAAAGAUGGGUUAACUCAGUGCAAAUACAAAACUAUGACCGAUAUUCAAAGAGCUUCUCUGCCACACUCUCUUUGCGGUCGUGAUAUUCUUGGUGCGGCGAAAACUGGUUCUGGAAAGACGUUGGCUUUUGUUAUUCCGGUGCUAGAGAAAUUGUAUAAAGCUCGAUGGGGACCAGAGGACGGUGUUGGAUGCAUCAUAAUGUCUCCCACAAGGGAGUUAGCAGGUCAACUUUUUGAAGUACUUAAAUCUGUUGGGAAACAUCAUGGCUUUAGUGCUGGCCUUCUGAUUGGUGGCCGCAAAGAUGUUGAUGCUGAAAAAGAGCAUGUUAAUGGACUGAACAUCCUGGUCUGUACUCCUGGUCGGCUUCUUCAGCAUAUGGAUGAGACACCAAAUUUUGAUUGUUCACAACUUCAGGUUUUAGUUCUUGAUGAAGCAGAUCGUAUUCUUGAUGUGGGGUUUAAGAGGGAUCUAAAUGCAAUCAUUUCACAAUUGCCUAAACAUAGGCAGACCUUAUUGUUUUCAGCAACCCAGACCAAGUCUGUCCAAGAUCUGGCAAGGCUCAGCCUGAAAGACCCUGAAUAUUUGGGUGUACACGAGGAGUCCGAUACUGCGACUCCCAACCGCUUACAACAAACAGCAAUGCUUGUUCCUCUUGAUAAGAAAUUUGACAUGUUGUGGAGUUUUAUAAAGGCACAUCUUAACUCAAGGAUAUUGGUUUUCCUAUCAAGCUGCAAGCAGGUAAAAUUUGUUUUUGAAACUUUCAAAAAACUCCGUCCUGGGAUUCCCCUCAAGUGUCUUCAUGGAAGGAUGAAGCAAGAUAGAAGGAUGGGAAUUUAUUCCCAAUUUUGUGAACAACGUUCUGUUCUGUUCUCCACAGAUGUUGCUUCGAGGGGACUUGAUUUUAAUAAGGCAGUUGAUUGGGUUGUCCAGGUGGACUGUCCUGAAGAUUGUGCUGCUUACAUACACAGAGUUGGCCGCACUGCUCGUUACCUUUCAGGCGGAAGAUCUGUUUUAUUCGUGAUGCCAUCUGAAAUGAAGAUGCUUGAAAAGUUGGAAGAGAAAAAGAUUCCCCUUCGAGUUAUCAAGGCAAAUGAAAAGAGGAUACAAUCUGUCUCGGAUCUACUUGCUUCUUUAUUGGUCAAGUACCCUGAUCUACAACAUCUGGCUCAAAGGGCUUUCGUGACAUAUUUGAAGUCCAUACACAAACAGAGAGAUAGAGAGAUUUUUGAUGUUACAAAACUUCCUAUUGAUGAAUUCUCUGCUUCAUUGGGUCUUCCUAUGACCCCAAAGAUCCGAUUUCUGAAACAGAAACUCAAAGGAAAGACAGUGUCUGAAGCAUUAUCUCUCAUACCGGAGAACACAAGCAAUGAUAAUUUGUUGGAAUUUCCAAUUAAGGAGCCAGAUGCCGGUAAAUCAGAUGUAGAGGAAGUGGAUGAAGACAUCCUUCUAGCUAAGGAGACACAAGAAGGCGGAGAAAAUAUUAACAGCAAAGGAGAUGAUAUGCUGGCCACUAGAGUUACGAAGAAAAAGAAACUAAAGAUCAAUGUCCACAGACCAGUAGGGACAAGGGUUGUGUUUGAUGAGGAAGGGAACACCUUACCUCCUCUUGCAAGAUUAGCAGCCUCAAGCAGUGGUGCAGACUCUGUUCAACUCAACAAAGAAAAAGUAAAUCAGAGAUACGCUGAGUUAAGAAAGAACCUGAAGGUGGCUGACAAGGAAGACAAGGAUUUGGACCGCAAACGUCGCAAAGAAAAACGAAUCAAGGAGAAGAUGAAGAAUAAGAGGGGGAGAGAGGAAGAAGAGGAGGAAGAUGAAGAACUCUCCGGGUCAGACAUGGAAAUCCCCAGAGGUAGAGUCGACAAGAAAACAAAGAUAUAUUUCGAUAGUGAUGACGAGGAUGGCGAGAGGAGAGGGGACAUGGCUAAAAAGGAGGGUAUUGCUGCUGAUGCUAUAUCUUUGGCAGAGCAAGAAGAACUGGCUCUGAAGUUGCUAAAUUCCAUGCACUCAUAAUGGAACAACAUUUUGGUAGCUGUAAUUUUUAUUAUUCUCACUUCUCAGCAUCAAUGCUGUUAUUAUAGUACCUUGAAUAGGUAGAAAUUAUUGGGUCACUU
This is a messenger RNA of Solanum stenotomum, 2478 nucleotides long. Its product is annotated as DEAD-box ATP-dependent RNA helicase 32. Gene Ontology annotation, cellular component: nucleus. Lineage: Eukaryota; Viridiplantae; Streptophyta; Magnoliopsida; Solanales; Solanaceae. The record is from RefSeq and is a predicted model, not a curated record. Gene Ontology annotation, molecular function: ATP binding; nucleic acid binding; RNA helicase activity. The coding region runs from base 131 to 2377 and encodes 748 amino acids. Gene Ontology annotation, biological process: rRNA processing. The transcript has 8 exons.